This is a messenger RNA of Nycticebus coucang (slow loris), 835 nucleotides long. It is a transcript of the gene GSTM3, whose product is annotated as glutathione S-transferase mu 3. Gene Ontology annotation, biological process: glutathione metabolic process. The coding region runs from base 64 to 741 and encodes 225 amino acids. Gene Ontology annotation, molecular function: glutathione transferase activity. The record is from RefSeq and is a predicted model, not a curated record. NCBI's taxonomy places the organism in Eukaryota, Metazoa, Chordata, Mammalia, Primates, Lorisidae. The transcript is spliced from 8 exons.
GUAUAAAAGCCCUCCCACUCUCCGUUCGCCUCUAGUCUCCAAAGGCUCCCAGGCGUUGUUGCUAUGUCUUCUAAGUCGUCUAUGGUUCUAGGUUACUGGGAUAUUCGCGGGUUGGCGCACGCCAUCCGUCUGCUCCUGGAGUUCACUGAUACAGCUUAUGAGGAGAAACGGUAUACGUGCGGGGAAGCUCCUGACUAUGAUCGAAGCCAAUGGCUGGAUGUGAAAUUCAAGCUAGGCCUGGACUUUCCUAAUCUGCCCUACCUCAUGGAUGGGAAGAACAAGAUCACCCAGAGCAAUGCCAUCUUGCGCUACAUUGCUCGCAAGCAUAACAUGUGCGGUGAGACUGAAGAAGAAAAGAUUCGAGUGGACAUUGUGGAAAACCAAGUUAUGGAUUUCCGCACACAAUUGAUACGGCUCUGUUACAGCUCUGACCAUGAAAAACUAAAGCCUCAAUACUUGGAACAGCUACCUGGACAACUGAAACUAUUCUCCUUGUUCCUAGGGAAAUACUCAUGGUUUGCAGGGGACAAGCUCACCUUUGUGGAUUUUCUCACCUAUGAUGUCUUAGAUCAGAACCGUAUGUUUGAACCCAAGUGCUUGGAAGAAUUCCCAAAUUUGAAGGCUUUCAUGUGCCGUUUUGAGGCUUUGGAGAAAAUCGCUGCCUACAUGCAAUCAGACCGCUUCUUCAAGAUGCCAAUCAACAACAAGAUGGCCCAGUGGGGCAACAGGUGCAUAUGUUGAGCAAGAGGCAGGCUUGCAGUACCUGUUUGGUUCUAUCCCGUCCCUAGGAGACCUGCAUUCUAUCUUCUUUACUUUCUUCAAUAAAUAGUACUUA